Messenger RNA from Onychostoma macrolepis, 5877 nucleotides. RefSeq lists its product as uncharacterized. Gene Ontology annotation, molecular function: DNA binding. The coding region runs from base 349 to 1029 and encodes 226 amino acids. Gene Ontology annotation, cellular component: nucleus. The record is from RefSeq and is a predicted model, not a curated record. Lineage: Eukaryota; Metazoa; Chordata; Actinopteri; Cypriniformes; Cyprinidae. Gene Ontology annotation, biological process: regulation of cell population proliferation. The transcript has a single exon.
GUAUGAGUGUGUGUGGGGUGGGCGGUCCAUUCUGCUUUCCUACAAAAUCUGAUAUAAAGCUGUGUUGCUAUGGGCAACACACAGAGGGAGGGAACAGGGUAUGAUCAAGCAAGGAUGGUGAAAAAUAACCACUUUUUGGCUUUUUUUAUUGCGUGAGCUGACGUAGAUAUCUGUGAGGACAGCAGAGAGCGAAAAAGAGAGAUAGAGAGGGGAUGCUGAGUGGGCAGGAAAACAGACGGCGAGCAUCCAAUCAGCUGCAGCAAAGUCAGCGUCCUUUUGUCCAAUAGAGUGUGACGAGUCUCUUCCAGUGUGAGCUAACAGCGCUGGUGGCUGCUGUCUUAUUAAUGAAUGGAGCGUCUCACAGGCAGCAAAACGGUGCUUGAGCUCUCUCUCCCUCGACGGAAAAGGCAGCACAAACAGAAUAGUACUAGCGCUUUGCACCUCGACAGAAAACAACUGCAGCUGCCGUGCGCAAACAUGAAGAAUCACCAACAUGAGGACGAGAACUCUGACAGCGAUGGAGAACAGGAAUCUUCUGUUCCUUCUACAACAAAUGUCCGUCCUUCUGCUUCCUCUUCCAACAUCCUCCUUCCCUCCUCUUCUCAGCGGAGAUCCAUCUCCAUGGGAGACUUUCGGAGAGUCCCUGCUGGACAGGCAGGCUCCGAGCCGCCCUCUGCAGCCGCCACGGCACCCUCGUCCAAGCUGGUCACCCCCAGCUCCAGUAUGGAGUUCGAAGCAGCUCGUCGACGCCUCCUGGAGGUGGAGGAGCGCCAACGAGUCAUCAGGGAGAUGGAGAAGCGGCUGGAGGAGUUAAGAGAAGUGUUUGUGCGUUCCGAACAGGAGGCGGUGGAACAUGGGGAGCUGGUGGCCCGCAUCACCGCUGCCGCCCAGCAGGGCGAACUAUAUGUGGCGGAAAACGGACAGCGGCUGAAAAAGGGAUUGCGGUUUAAGCGGCACAGGCCCACUAUUGUCUUCUCCUCCAUGCUGGGGCUGAGAACGUGCCUCCCUUGGCCUGUUAAACUCAAAUAGUGAAACAUCUGCUGCAAGACGGUCUUUCACCGCUGUUACACGUCACAGCAUCAUCCAAGAAUGUCUGAGGCUCAUUUUCUACUCGCUAUUAGUCAGGAAAUGCUGAAACCUUUGCUUUGUUUGUAUAUAUUGUUAACUGAGAUCUCAGAUGGUGCUUCAUUUGAGCCCACUGAAAUGGCGCAGGCCUCAUAUUUGCUGCUUGAACAACCCAAGACACUGGGUUAUUUUCUGCAAUGUGUGUGAACUCUGCUGAUGUUUAGAGCUCUGUGCAUGUGUUACACUCAAUGUACCUGGGGUUGCUUCAUGUGCGUGAAUGGUGUGAAUGUCAGGAGACAGCAGGGUGCUAAUCUUCCAGAAGUAGUCACUCAGGUUUCCUAUGAUUGGUCCAAAACGAAAAGCUUUCUUCUGCAGAGACAGAUUUAGGCCUUUCACUCCAAGAACGUUAACUAUAACAAUAACUAUAUGUGACCUUGGACCACAAAACCAGUCUUAAGUGUCAAUUUUUCGAAAUUGAGAUUUAUACAUCAUCUGAAAGCUGGAUAAAUAAGCUUUCCAUUGAUGUAUGGUUUGUUAGGAUCGGACAAUAUUUGGCCGAGAUACAACUAUUUGAAAAUCUGGAAUCUGAGGGUGCAAAAAAUUCAAAAUAUUGAGAAAAUCACCUUUAAAGUUGUCCAAAUGAAGUUCUUAGCAAUGCAUAUUACUAAUCAAAAAUGAAGUUUUGAUAUAUUUACGGUAAGAAAUGUACAAAAUAUCUUCAUGAUCUUUACUUAAUAUUCUAAUGAUUUUUGGCAUAAAGGAAAAAUGGAUCAUUUUGACCCACUCAAUGUAUUUUUGGCUAUUGCUACAAAUAUACUCCAGCGACUUAAGACUGGUUUUGUGGUCCAGGGUCACAUAUUAGCGUCGACACCAAUGGAUGAUAACGUUCUGGUUGUUAUAAGCAUGCGAUGCAGUUAUGUAGUCUGCCACUGUGAAUGCUCAACUCUUUGAUGUCAGGUGGAUUCUGAUUGGCUAUCAAAGAUUUUAUCAUUCAUCAGCUGGAAAAAUUGGUUCCAACAAUAUUCAGUAUUGUUACAGUUGUAGUGCGGACUAGUGUGAACUUUAUAGUUAUAGUUCCUGCUGUAGUUAUCAUCCAUGGUGUGAAUGACAGAUGAAUUGUAUGCGAUUGUGAUUGUACGAUUUGCGCACAUAUACUGGGGGCUUGCGAGGAGGUGCGCACAUGCGCUUUGGUCCUCAUGAGUACAUCUGGGACGCCCACUGAGCAUGUGUGGAUGGAGAAGAGAAGUGGCGAUUUAUCUCUCUUCGUCAACGUUCCAUCUGGGGCCUCUCUCGUCCCCCUGUCGCUUAGCAACCUGGAUCUGACUUGCAUUUCCUUCAGAAUGUAUUUGACAUCAACAGAUCUAAAACUACAGCUCAUGAAUGACAGGCGGAGGACAUUUUGAAAUUCUUCCUGUGUGAAUUCAUUCACUGCAGACUGCUGGUUAGUUUGAGUGUACACGACUGAAAUUGCCAUCAAAUAUGUAGUUAAAAUACGUAAGCAAAUGGCUGUGUCCGAAAUGUAAGUCCCUGUCAGUUAAUGACCUCCCAGGCUUUCAGACCGGCUUCUAAAGCAUCAUACUGUCAUGUUUAAUGAUCUAGAACUAAUUCUUGUGAGAGAUAACCAAACAAAUAUUUAAUGACGACAAAUGCUUAAUUCUUGCCAGAAAAUCAUACAUAACGAAUGUACAUUCAUAAAUUAUUAACCACUCCAUCAGAUACCAUUUUCAGUCUUGAACCACACGCAUAGAAUAAUGGAAAACCACAGGCAACAUAGGAUCAAAAACCUUCAAAACGAACCAGAUGAAGGCAUGUUAGACAGAAAGGAUGUUAUGCUAACAUCUAAUGCCUUCCUACCUCCGUAUGCUACCUGCAAACGCUGCUUUUUUUCAGGUUUCAGGCACAACCAAUAUCACUCAUUUGGUUCUGAGUAGAAGUGUAUCACAUAAUCUUUUUGGUUGGUUAUUUGGUGCAACUGCUCUCAUGGAAACUUCCUGUCUCCUCUGCGUUUCCUCUCUCUCUCUCUUUGAGCAAAUGGCUGUGGCUCAGCCUUGUUUGAGAGGAGUGCGUUUGGGGACUUCAGCAAAACACAGGAAACUGUUAUUCUUGGCUUGAACCGGUUAAUUCUGGAAGAUUCUGGGCUAGGUAGAGAGAGAAAGAUGAUGUGAUGCUGGCUAUCCUUGUAUGUCUUUAGUGAGCAGAAUAACCUUUCCUUCGGCAGAUAAAUUUAUGCUGUACCGCGCGGGGUGAGCCAGCAGGACCGUACAUCACCACUGAGAAUAUAGCCUGCACCUGGCAUCUUGCCUCAUUGUGUAAGCAGACAGUCGCUCUACUCGCUGCAACAUAAUGGGAAAAAACACUGAAUUACUGCAUCGAAAUAUAUCAUUAUAUAUAAUGUAUGCUUUUAAAAUUAUAUUAUUAUUAAUAACACAAAUAAUAAUAUUAAUAAUUACAUUUAAUGAGCACAAGUAAUUAUAGCAGAAGUACUAAUAAUUUGUAUUAACUUUGUUCUGUAUUAGAUUCUGGUCAGAAGUCUUUGAUAAGAUUUUAAGUGUCUAUUUACUCUUAUGUAACAUUAAUUAUUAAAUUGAUACGCUGUGAUUACAAUCAUUGCAUACACACAGAAUGUCUUUUAACAGGGUCACUUUGCAAUCUACUCUAUAUACUACUGCUGCACGCAUGGUGUUUUUUGUCUCUGCAGCUCUGCGUGACACCCACGCAUCUGCUUGUGACGCCGUUAGAUUUGCGUCAUUUGACGGGGCAGGAUGCCUGCAGACCACAGUCUUUAUUCUUUAUAUUAAUCAGGGGUAAAGCAAACACAAUAGAAGUGGCUGAACCUCAAGGGCUACUUACACUACUUUAGUGAUAGAACAUCACAGCGUCCUUUAAUGGUUGGGCUGAUCUCCCUUAUUUUAGUGGGGAUUUGAUUUAGGCAGCUGUAGAUUAUGCUACAUUUAGGACACAUGAUUGAUUGGCUGCUGUAGAGUAUGAAAGAUGAUUGAACAUGCCUGCAAUGUUCUUCAGUGAUAUACAGUAUUAACUGCAAACCAAAUGUUGUGAUGAAAGCCUUGUGUGAGGACAUGUUUUUAGCGAUUACUGUUGGUAUGAAGUGAUCCAUCUGGGUUCCCCUACAAACAUUUACCAUGGUAACUACAGUUUAGUGUUGUAUGGUUUCAAAAGAUGAUAUUUAUUUCACAGAUCUCUGGAGUGCUUGAUUCUGAUUGGUCAGUUGUGGUAUUCAGCGCUCUGAUAUUUCAUAAUAUAGAGUGCAAUCGUGUCCACCCACUUUUUUCAGUGGUUUUGGUUCCAGAAGUAUUCCUAUUCAUUUUUCCCAUAGGUUUUUUAAGUGUUCAUUUAAGAGUUAUAAGCCAUGAGCCAAACCAAUCAGCUGCAAGGUGAAUCACAUCAUUAUAAACUAAAUUAUAAAGAAAAAAGUACAAAACUGUGUCCUCAAGUUUUAACUACAGUCCCAUAAAGUAUUGAAAAUGAUAGAGAAAUAUAAAUGGUUGACUCAAAGAUGUUGAUUUUAUAUUGAGAAACAUUUAUUUUUUUGUUUAUUGCAAAAUAUGCAUAUUAGGCUGUAUUCACAUUUAAGAAUGUAGAGAAACUGGCUUUAUUUGUAGUGCUUCAUGGGAAUGAUUUGCUUCUCGCAAUUCUGUGACUGGUAAAGAUUUCUUUGCAGAAUCUUUGACAGUGUAGUUUUUCACCAGAAAUUUCACUGUUGAACAGGAUUAUAAAAAAAAUAAGCUGAAAGAAUGCAGACUGACAUCUUCCACAAAAGUAUAAACAAUCGAUUAACAACUUCGUAGGUCACAGGAGGUCCAUCUUUAAAGGUGUAUAAUUUAUCUUUCAAAAUGAAUCUCCUACAGAGAAAAUGAAUGGGAUUUUUACUUCUGGAACUUCACUAUUAUGCACUAGCAUUUCCAUGGUUUCAUUCUGGUAAUAAAUACUGUCAGGUACCAUGGUAAACUUUUUAAGGGAUUCUUGGUAGUAGAAAUCCAGCAAUGCUACCAGAUGACUGGUUGGAUGGUUUCUCAUUGCAUUCGUGAUUUGUAGGCUACAUUUUCUCAAAAGCUAUGUAGAGUUAAACAUUCAUCAAAUGCCUUAUCUCAUUUACUGUAAAUAUGUAAUUCAUUUAUGUUGUGUGGUUUAAAGACACCUCAGAUGGAGUCUCUCUCACGCACUGGUUGUUGCACUGCACCUUUUAUGAGUUUUGCUAUGACAGAAAUUAAUAGAAAAGCUUUCCCAAAGAUCUCUCUGGGCCCACUUGCAGGAUGAAUGUAAAGUCUGUCCUUGUGUCCAUGUAUACAGUUAUGAUGCCAUAUCCUAUAGGUUUCAUCAGGUAACACUAAUCUUUGUAAACAGUUUUGUUGGAUAUCCUGCUUUUGUUGUAAAUAUUUAGAUUAGCUGAUUCAUUAUUUCUUUUCUCAACUGUAAAAUAAUUUUCUCCAAGCUAGUGUAAGCUUAAUGCUCAACGAUAGCUUUUAUUUUUAGUGACAGUAUAAGAGAAGCUUUUCUGAUAAAAAAGACAUUUAAUGGGGUUCACAAACUCUUUAAAUUUAACUUUUGCCUUUGACUGUAUUCUUUUGAACACUAUUGAAAUUGAAUAAGAAUGUAUCAUGCUUUGAAUUUAUGUAUUUAAUGUGCUUUUCAAAGUUUUAUUCACAAUCUUUAAAAAUGGCCUAUUCUGUAAUUACUGAAUUUAAUUAUGUGUAAGAUUCAACAUUCAAAAACCUUGUCUGUUGUCUAACACUAAAAUUAUGUAUUUUUAUUUCCUCUUUAUGCUGAAAUAAUCACUAAAUUUUUACUACAUUA